AUGUGGGCUACACUGUCGAUCGUGUGGCUUUUGUUUUUACGUCUGACUGCAGCUGUAGUUACCACUUCAUUGGUCACUACAACAGAUGCUAAUGGUCUAGCUUUGACGAGAACAUCUGUUUUUGAUCCUGCCACUUUGGCAGCUGCAGCUACCCCUAUUACAACUGUUAUUACUACAACGAAUGUUGCCGGUGUUUUGGUUACUUUGACUCAGACAACUACGCCGACGGGUACUACGGGAACUACUACUGGGACUGGUACCACUACUACAGCAGCUACUGCGGCUACGGGAACUACUCCAGUUACUAGUGUAAUUACCACUACAAAUGCGGCAGGUGCUACGAUCACUUCCACUACUGUUAUUACUCCAACUGGGACUGCAACUGGGACUACAACUGGGACUGCAACUGGAACUGGAUUAACAACCAGUCUCAUUACUACUACCAAUGCAGCUGGUGCUACUGUGACUUCUACCACUGUUAUUACACCUGGUACGACUAAUACAGGUGUUACUACUACUGGUGCAACCGCAACAGGAUUGACCACUAGUGUUUUUACCACUACUAAUGCUGCGGGUGUCACUUUGACCUCUACUACGGUCUUCAGUCCUACCGCAACUGUCUCUAGCUCUACCACCAAGGCUGCAGCAUACGAUGGGACCAGGCCCGAUCCUUCAACGGCUUUUACUUCCCCGCCAUUGACUCCUGUGACUACAUUAUCAAUGGAUACUCUUAUAACGGUUACUGAAGGUACUACCAAGACAUACACAAGCUCUAGGGAGAAGACUUCGAACUUAUGGGUUACCAUUGUAACCAAUGGGAACACAGUGGUGGUUCAGACAACUUUUGCUCAGAGGUUUACCUCUCAGUAUGAUACAGUGGCUUCGCCAUCAUCUGGUUCUGUAGGUUUGGGUACUAUUUCAGGUACUAUUGGCCGUGUCAGGACUGAUAUGCAAUCGACAGUGAGCGGAAAUGCUGCAGUCUUUGGAACAUCGUUCUUUGUUUCGAUGUUGGCGUUCGUUGCGAUGUUCUUAUAA
This is a messenger RNA of Torulaspora delbrueckii, 1035 nucleotides long. It is a transcript of the gene KRE1, whose product is annotated as Kre1p. The record is from RefSeq and is a predicted model, not a curated record. Gene Ontology annotation, biological process: fungal-type cell wall organization. The coding region runs from base 1 to 1035 and encodes 344 amino acids. The transcript has a single exon. Lineage: Eukaryota; Fungi; Ascomycota; Saccharomycetes; Saccharomycetales; Saccharomycetaceae.